AUACAUUAGCAUUUACUUCUGUACGAUAACAAAUCUUCAAGAUGGCGACGAUAGACAAGAAGAAGACUUUCGACUUUCGAAUGUCGAAAAAAGUGGCAGAAUUGACUCAGGUGGUUCAUAUGCUUUUUACAAGAAACCAUGAGAAAGAAGUUGAAAUUGAAGCGAUUAAAGACGCUUAUGAGUUUGAACUAUCACUGGUGAUGGAGGAUGCCGAGGGUAGAAUAGCGUCGUUGGAGCAGAAACGUAAGGAUCUAGAGGCAUUGCUAGAUAAAGAACGUUUAGCCGGGAAAGAACGGGUAAAAGAGGCUAUACAAGAACAAGCUGACGCAAGAGAAGAGCACUGGAAACAACAAAUUGAAGUUUUAGAAAAGCAGUUGUCAGAGGAAAAAUCAGACAGUCAAAAUUUACGAGAUUUAUUGAUCAAUGCUCAGAAAGACAUCGAAAAAUUAAGAGAAGGUGUUGCGGAGCAACUGAAGAUUAAAAAUGAGGAGAUUCAAAGCAAAAACAGAGAACUUGAGAGGUUACGGCGGUUAUUAGCCGAACUAGAGAAAAGUUCAUCCGACAAAGAAGUCCAAUACCAGGAGGCAAUAAAAGAGUUGGAAAGGACCAAUGAGAAACUGGAGCGAGAACUAGCUCAGCUCCAGGCUCUUCUAGAGGAAACGCAUAGAAAUAAGAUUCAGUUGGAGGCGAAAAAUGUGAAAUUAGAGACAGAUUUGAAAAAUCUGAAGAAAGAUUUCGGUAGGAAAGUAGCAGAAGUUGUAGCAACACAACAAAGGCAGCAAAACCAACAACAGAACCAUGUACCUCCUCCACGGAGUGCUACCAAUUUCACCCAAGACAGAAAUUGCUCAAAACCUCAACAGGUAAAUCUUCUGAUAACCAGAAUGAAUAUAGAACCAUUGAAGGAUGAUGUAAAACAAGAUUAUAACGAUGAAGUAGAGAAACUCCGAAAGGAAGUUCAAAGAUACCGAAUGGAACUUUCAAACCGUGAUGGCAACUUCAAUCGGAUGUUCAGCAAUAGUCAGCCAAUGGUUGUAGACCCUAGAGCAGGGAAAAUUGGGGUUAGUCAAAAUCAGAUCCUGUCUGGAAAUUCCGCCACGUACACCGAGACGAUAGGACUUCCGGUCAGGGAAAAGUCAUUCUCGUAUGCAUUUGUACAAUCAAUUGAUGACAAGCAAAGGCCGGCGAGCUCCCGUGUUUCCUCGGCUACAGCGAGACUCCCUUCACUGACCCAGGAGCAAAGGUCAAGGUUGACCAAGCUGAUGAAACCACGCCCUCUUCCCAAAGAGAUGCUCUACGGCAAAUGACAUGAGGAGAAGCCAGGCUCAGGCGCAAUGUAAACAAGAAAAUGGAAGAAAACA
This is a messenger RNA of Ylistrum balloti, 1361 nucleotides long. RefSeq names its product protein FAM184A-like. The transcript has 4 exons. Lineage: Eukaryota; Metazoa; Mollusca; Bivalvia; Pectinida; Pectinidae. The record is from RefSeq and is a predicted model, not a curated record. The coding region runs from base 42 to 1307 and encodes 421 amino acids.